Lobosporangium transversale is the source of this 2003-nucleotide messenger RNA. RefSeq lists its product as hypothetical. The transcript has 2 exons. The record is from RefSeq and is a predicted model, not a curated record. Lineage: Eukaryota; Fungi; Mortierellomycota; Mortierellomycetes; Mortierellales; Mortierellaceae. The coding region runs from base 168 to 1889 and encodes 573 amino acids.
CUUCUCUUUCUCUCUCUCUUUCUUUCUUUCCCUAUUUUCCGUUCUCGCCUCGUUUGUCAUUACAUCUCUGAGUGUACAGUACAAUUGCAGGCUCUAUUGUCCUCAAUACCACUGUUUUUUGCAUCUUUCCAAUCUCCCUCCUCCACAACGCACAACACCACAGUAUCAUGAGUGUUGCCGUACCUGCAUAUAAAAAUGCCUGUAUUGCGCCCGAGCGUUCCGGUGCAGCGGUCUGGCUGAUAGGAGUUUCGCCUGUAUCUGAAGGUCGCUUGGAGGCCUAUACUGUCAGCCUGUCCAACAUCAACGCUCCUACUGCCACACUUGUUGCGAGCCAGCUUGACGUCUUAGCUUGGAGUAGCCAGGCCGAGAAGGCAUGUUUCAACUUCCCAGGAUUAGGCCCCAGCAUGAGCAGCCCUAUUCUCCUGCAGCAAUUUGGCCCAAAAUCUUAUUUCACCAACAUUUUUCCAAACGGCACAUUCGAAUCUGCAGCUAACUUUCAAUCAAUGGGCUUUGUCUCGCCAAGGUUGGCCAGUCUCUCCGGCGCUGUGGGGGACCUAAACUGGCUCACAGCUGUUGCGAACGUAUCCUCUGUGCGGACAAAUUCUCCUUGGACUGGCGUGCGUUUGAACGGAACUGAUUUAUACAACAGUGUUCAAGAUUAUAUUCUUACUCAGUACCCGACCAGUAACCCACUUUUGUCAGUUGGGGCUUAUGUGCCAUCUUCCAACACCCCGGCUCAAGGGUAUCAUAUUGUUUUUGACAAUAUCGGGGGUGGAGUGGCCUACACGACCCUGGCCUCUGCCGGGUCUAUUGUAUCGAACCUUGAUCGAAUCCUAUCUCUUUCCAACCCUCAGAGCGUGGACAUGAAUGGUAUCAAACUGACAAAAGAUGCCAUUCCGAUCACUAUGGCGUCGGUCGCCUAUAUUCUGGAUCGAGCAUUAGAUGGCUCUUGCGUCCUUUAUACUCUGAACCCUAGUCAGUCUAUGCAACUCCAGCGUGUACCUAUCAAGGGCGAUGUCCCCCCAUUCUCUGCUUCUAUUGCAGCAACUAUUCUGAAUUCGCGAAUUGUGAUUUAUGGAGCCUCGAGCGGUACCACUGCUACAUCCAGAUUCAAUGCAUUUGACACGGUUGAUGGUACUUGGAGUGGACCUGGAUUGGUUAAAGUAAACGUGACUCCUUCUAAUGGUUCAACCCCCUCAGGUGGUCAACCCGCACCAACGUCCAUAAGUCCCUCUGGUGAUCCUGACAAAGGAGCUCCCUUGGGCGCAAUCAUUGGAGGUGUUGUUGGCGGUUUAGUUUUGAUUGCUCUAGUUGCGUUCCUGGCUAUCCGUCAUCGUCGUAAACCUAAGCCUGCCUCUACAGCCAUAACAGUUGCAACGACAGGAGAUGCCGGGCCAGUAAUGGCAGCAGCGGCAGCAGGAGCGGGAGCAGCAUUUAGCGUCCCAGGAAAGAACGAUGGGUUCCUUACCAAUCAACCUCCCAUGCAACAAAGCUAUAGCCCCCUUCAGCAGAACCAACAACAGUCGAUACAGCAGGCACAAUUCUCCCAACAGCAACAGCAACAGCAAUAUAAUCCUCACCACUCGUACAUUCCACCAGCCUAUGUUGAGCCUGCCAAGGAUGGAUCUGCAUCGUCUCAGCAGCAGCAAAGUCCCGUUCUUUUCCAAAAUCAGCAGCAUCAUUCGUAUGUGCCUCCUACAAUAAAUGCUAAUGCACAACAACCAGCACAACCAAACAUUUUCCAGCCUCAGAGUGAGGCCUCUAGCAACCCCAGGUAUAGCCAUGCGACCUACACUCCAUCAGUUAGCACACCUCAGGCCUCAUAUACCCUUGCCAGUCAAGUGCAUACCUCUCCAACAGGUGCAACCUCUGGCCCUCAGCAUUUCUAACUUCCAAAAAAAUAAGGAUACGUUUAGUGAAAGUGCGAUAUCAGGAAAAGAAUGAUAUUUUCCACUCUUCAAUUAUAAGAAUUGAACAAAAAAGCAAAAACACAGACAAAUAAG